This is a messenger RNA of Oncorhynchus gorbuscha (pink salmon), 1742 nucleotides long. Its product is annotated as arrestin-C-like. The record is from RefSeq and is a predicted model, not a curated record. Gene Ontology annotation, molecular function: G protein-coupled receptor binding. Lineage: Eukaryota; Metazoa; Chordata; Actinopteri; Salmoniformes; Salmonidae. Bases 98 to 1189 code for a protein of 363 amino acids. The transcript is spliced from 16 exons. Gene Ontology annotation, biological process: visual perception; signal transduction; G protein-coupled receptor internalization.
GAGUGAUGUCAACAGUCAGAGACUGCACUCUAACCACAGAAUGUCAGUGGAACACUGGUAGCUUUAAGAAAGAAAAAAAUCCUGAAAUUGCUGAAAAAUGUCUAAGGUAUACAAGAAAACCUCUGGGAAUGGCGCACUUACCCUUUACCUGGGAAAGAGAGACUACGUCGACCAUGUUCAGAAUGUGGACCCCAUCGAGGGAGUGGUGAAAAUUGAUCCUGCAGACCUUGGAGGCAAGAAAGUGUUUGUGCAGCUGGCCUGUGCUUUCCGUUAUGGCCGUGACGACCUGGAUGUCAUUGGACUGUCCUUCAGGAAAGACAUCUGGUUCAAGCACCUCCAGUUGUACCCUGCUGCUGACCACAAACCCACCCUCACUCCCAUGCAUGACUGCCUGCUCAAGAAGGCAGGAGAGCAGGGCCAUGCCUUCACUUUCGACAUUCCCGUAAACCUUCCCUGCUCUGUCACACUCCAGCCAGGACCAGAUGAUGCUGGAAAGGCUUGUGGUGUGGACUUUGAAGUGAAGACCUACAUUUCAGAUGUGGCAGACCCAGAAGAGAAACUUGACAAGAAAGACACAGCCCGUCUGAUCGUCCGUAAGAUCCAGUUUGCUCCAGAUGCAACGGGUGCUUCUGGUCCCAAGGCCGACAUCUGCAAGAGCUUCAUGAUGUCUGACAAGCCUGUCCACCUGGAGGCCUCUCUGGAUAAGGAGAUCUAUUACCAUGGAGAUCCAAUCAAUGUCAACGUCAAAGUCAAGAAUGAAACCACCAAAACAGUGACAAAAAUUAAAGUCACAGUUGACCAGACUACAGAUGUGGUGCUCUACUCCGCGGACAAAUACACCAAAACCGUACUUUGUCAAGAGUUUGGAGAGACAAUAGAUGCCAAUAGCACAUUUGAUAAAUCCCUCACCAUCAUCCCCCUACUGGCCGACAACAAGGAGAAGCGCGGUCUGGCGCUGGACGGCAGACUGAAGGAUGAGGACACAAACCUAGCCUCCAACACUAUUAUGAGAGACGGUAUGGAUAAAGAAGUGUUGGGAAUCUUGGUCUCCUACAAAAUCAAGGUCAACUUGAUGGUGUCUUCAGGAGGCUUGUUAGGAGGUCUCACAGCCAGUGACGUACAGGUGGAGCUCCCCUUGAUCCUUAUGAACCCCAAACCCCAAGAUGUAGGUCUCCCGGUGGGAGAGUAAAGAACGCAUGUUACCCUUGAGGCUGAGUACAUUCCCCCAGCAGAAGAAAGACGAGGAAUGAGGGACUGCAAAGUUCAAUGGAGCAAAGCUGUUGAUGGCUGUCCAGAUUGAAAGGCUGAUGACCAAAGCAAAAAGAAACUGGAAACCUCAUAGGAAGAACCAUCAAUAAAAACAAUAACAGCUUUAUAUGAUGUUGAUAUCUCUCACUAUUACGGCCAUUUUAGUAUUGUAUUUGAGUGGUUUGAGCCUGUAGUACCUGUACUGUAAUGUAGAUAUCCAGCCAUGCGUAUGAGUCACAUCAUUUCAAACGUACCUUAAUUAACCAUUCACUCUGUACUUCUCACAUAAAACCAAGGGGGGUUAAUGAACACAUUCAGUAUAAAGGGGUUUAUUGGUUUGCGGAUAAAACUCUCACCUAAACUACUCCAUCAAACAGGGAGUCCGGUUGUACUCAGUUUAUCAUAUUCAAAGAAUUGUGUUUUUCUGUGGUAUGUAUGUAUGUUUUGGACUGAUAAGUCAUUGAACCAAAUAAAAACAACUCAUAUACUUCUAA